AUGUACAACCCUAGAAACUGGAAAGGUUUUCCUCCAAGAGGAUCCACCCUUCGAUUCAACAUCUUCAAGAUGUAUACCUCAAUGAAGAAGAUCCAAAAGGACAACAAGGAUGCAGAACCCACUGAGUUCGAGCAGAGUGUUGCUCAGGCAUUGUUUGACUUGGAAAACACUCACCAAGAGCUCAAGAGUGACUUGAAGGACUUGUACAUCAACUCUGCAAAUCAAAUUGAUGUUGGAAACAAAAAGGCUGUUGUGAUCCAUGUCCCAUACAGAUUAAGGAAACCAUUCCGCAAGAUCCACACUAAGCUUGUUAGAGAACUUGAAAAGAAGUUCAGUGGAAAGGAUGUUGUUGUGAUUGCAACCAGAAGGAUUGUUAGGCCACCAAAGAAAGGCUCAGCAGCCACCAGACCUCGUUCACGCACCCUGACAGCUGUCCAUGAUGCCAUGCUGGAAGAUGUGGUGCACCCUGCUGAGAUUGUUGGGAAACGUGUUAGAUAUAGGCUCGAUGGAUCCAAAAUCAUCAAGAUUUAUUUGGAUCCAAAAGCUCGUAAUGACACUGAGUACAAGUUGGAGACGUUCAGUGGAGUUUACAGGAAGCUUUCUGGGAAAGAUGUUGUGUUUGAGUACCCAAUUACAGAAGCUUGAAAUGUGUUUGGAGGGUUUUGAGUUGGUUGAAUUAUAUUUUAUGCUGAAAAUUUUGACUUGAAAAGUAUAUCAUCAGUCGUUCUUUGAUGUUAGUUAAAUUGACGUUUGCUUCUUUUAUGGGGGCAUGAUUGUAGUUGAAUUAGGAAUAUGGGUAUUUAAAGCGUUUGCUUCCAAAAAUUAUCUUGAUUUUGCCCGGUGG
Molecule: messenger RNA, 844 nt
Organism: Lactuca virosa
Lineage: Eukaryota; Viridiplantae; Streptophyta; Magnoliopsida; Asterales; Asteraceae
Source: the annotation of a GenBank genome assembly